Bombyx mori (domestic silkworm) is the source of this 4312-nucleotide messenger RNA. RefSeq lists its product as uncharacterized. The transcript has a single exon. Gene Ontology annotation, molecular function: zinc ion binding; nucleic acid binding. Lineage: Eukaryota; Metazoa; Arthropoda; Insecta; Lepidoptera; Bombycidae. Gene Ontology annotation, biological process: DNA integration. The coding region runs from base 171 to 4097 and encodes 1308 amino acids. The record is from RefSeq and is a predicted model, not a curated record.
UGCUGACCACUCUACGAAACAUACUCUAUGACUGCCCCGACAUAUUGUCUACGACGUACAUGUUACACGCAAGUAAAAACUGUGAAUGAUUGUGAAUAACAAAAUAAAAAUGUAAGCCCAAUCGUAACGUUUGUCAUUUAUAAAGAACCCAAACAUUACAUGGUGUCAGAAUGGCAACAAAUAACAACGAAGCAGUCUCCGGUAUUAAACCACCCGGAUACUUGCACAUCGAGUCGGACAACAAGUCGGCAAAUUGGAAAAAAUGGCGACAACAGUUCGAAUGGUAUGCAACAGCAAUUCAGCUAGGAAAGAAACCUGCCGAUAUUCAAGCUGCAACAUUCAUGUCAAUCAUAGGACCAGAUGCAAUUGACAUCUACAACAGUUUUAAUUUGAAUACAAUAGACGAACAAAAAUUAAGCAUCAUUAUCGGAAAGUUCGAAGAAUAUUUCGCGCCGAAAAACAACAUAUCGUUCGAAAGGUAUGUUUUCUUCAAAAUUGAACAACAUGAAGACGAAUCGUUUAACGAAUUCAUCACUAGAAUUAAAACACAAGCAAACAAAUGCGAGUUUGGCACUCUACUUGAAGAAAUGCUAAAAGACAAGAUUGUAUUCGGAAUAAAAUCAACCCAAAUCAGAGAAAAAUUACUCACCGAAGAAAAACUUGAUCUCACAAAAGCCACAGCCAUCUGUAAAAGCAGUGAACAAGCUUCCAAACAACUUAACGAGUUUGAGAAUAACAACAAGAGUGAAAAAAUACUGACAAUCAAAAGUAAGAACUUCAGAAAUGAAAAAUUUGACUGUAAAAGAUGUGGUUCAAGCCACAAGGCUAGAGAAUGCCAAGCCUACAACAAAUUAUGCACAAAGUGUAACAAGGCCGGUCAUUUUGCAAAAAUGUGUCGUUCCCAAAUCCAAUUGAAACAAAAAAAUAAAAUAAAUACUCUAGAAGAAAAUUCUACUUCCGAAAAUUCAGAUGAAUCAUUUAUAGGACAAUUAAGUGUCGGCAACUCCAAAGAUUGGACAGAAAGUGUCGAAACUGCCAACACCAAAUUCACAGCAAAGCUUGAUACUGGUGCAGAGUGCAACGUCCUUCCAAAUUUCAUAGUACAGAAAACUCAUGCUUGUAUACAACCAAGUCGCACUAAAAAUUUAAUAAGUUAUUCAAAUAACAGAAUUUCAGUACUUGGAGAAGUAAAGUUACAAUGCAAAAUAAAAAAGAAAACUGCUAAAAUACUAUUUAAAGUUGUAGCUGAAAGAGUCACACCAGUCUUAGGACUAAACACUUGUGAGAAGCUGGGACUAAUUGCACGAGUUGAAACAUUGAAAGAAAGCUCAUCCAAUGAUGACAUAUUUAAAGGGUUAGGUUGCUACAAAAAUUUUGAGUAUGAUAUUGACCUCAUAGAAAACCCCAAAUUUGAAAUAAAACCAACAAGAAAAGUUCCACAUGCCAUAAGAAAUGAAGUAAAACAAGAAUUAGAUAGAAUGGUAAAAUUGGAUGUCAUCACACCUGAAACAGAACCGACACCAGCAGUAAGUCCGAUGGUCGUAGUCAGACAAAAAGGAAAAUUGAGAAUAUGCAUCGACCCAUCGGAUGUGAACAAAAAUAUUUUAAGAAGACAUUUCCCACUUGCAACAAUAGAAGAGAUAGCAGCAGACAUCAAAGGAUCAGAAUACUUUUCCCUACUAGACUGCACCAAAGGAUUUUGGCAAAUUAAAUUAUCAAAAAGAACACAAAAGAUACUGACAUUUUCUACACCAUGGGGAAGAUAUUCAUUCAAAAGACUUCCAUUCGGACUAUCGUCAGCCCCUGAAAUUUUUCAAGAAAUCUUGACUAAUCUUCUCAGCAAAUUCAAAAAUGUAAAAGUAUCAAUCGAUGAUAUCUUUAUUCAUGCCAAAAAGAAGGAAGAGCUACAGAAAACGGUCAAAGAAGUAAUAGAGACAUUGAAAAUUUCUGGCUUCAAACUCAAUCAAAGCAAAUGCAUCUUUGAAGCCAAAAGAAUAAAAUUUUUGGGUCAUAUAGUCUCAGCCAAAGGUUUAGAAGCAGAUCCUGAAAAAGUCAAAGCCAUAGAAUUUAUGAAAACACCACAGAACAAAAAAGAACUGCAAAGGAUACUAGGAAUGAUAACAUAUUUAAAUAAAUACAUACCCAACAUGUCAGAAUUAACAAACCCUUUGAGAGACCUACUUCACAAGGACACAAGUUUCAACUGGGAAUUCUAUCAUGAUGAAGCACUCAACAAAAUUAAAAAAGUUUUACAGAAUCCGCCAGUGCUAAAACUAUAUGAUGUAAACAAACCAGUCACACUAAGCGUGGAUGCAAGCUCAAAGAAUCUCGGUGCAGCACUUCUUCAGGAAGGCCAACCAGUAGCUUAUGGAGCCAGAACGUUGACUAAAUCCGAACAAAAUUAUCCUCAAAUUGAAAAGGAAGCACUUGCUAUACUAUUUGGGUGCAAAAAGUUCCAUGAGUAUGUCUAUGGCAAAGAGUUAUUAGUCGAAUCAGAUCACAAGCCGCUCGAGACAAUAUUCAGAAAAAACAUUCAGUCAGCCCCAGCUAGAUUUCAACGUAUAAUGCUCAACCUAACACCGUAUUCACCAAAAAUUACAUUUAAAAAAGGCACAGAAAUACCACUAGCAGACUUUUUAAGUCGUGAUUGUGACACUUCAAAACUGAAUGACUAUCAGGAAGAAGACCUGAAGAUCUCAAUAAUUUUACCAACAACAUUUGACUACACAGAAGAGUUGAUCAAAGCAACAAAAGAAGACCCCCACCUGCAACUCUUGUUAAAAACAAUAAUGAAAGGGUUCCCAGAAAAGGCUGAUCAACUCCCUACAGAACUGCAUCACUACUUCAAUUUCAAAGAAGAACUAACAUACUUCAAAGGUCUAAUUUUCAAAGGUCACAAAAUUGUAGUGCCCAAAACACAAAUACCUCAGAUGCUAAAAUACAUACACCAAGGUCACCUUGGAAUUCAGAGUUGCUUGAAAAGAGCACACCAAUUACUCUAUUGGAGAGGACAAUAUGAAGACAUUGUGAAACUGGUUAAAAGCUGCUCAGCAUGUGAAAAAACACAAAAGGACAAUACCAAUUAUACCGUAGCAGUCAAAAGAAUCCCAUCUCUCCCAUGGCAGAUUGUGGCAUCUGAUUUAUUUGAACUAAAAGGAAAACAGUAUAUUGUAAUCUGUGACAGCUAUUCAGGAUACUUAGACUUUCAGUCACUUAAGAGCUCAUCAUCAACUGAAGUGAUUAAUCACUUAAAACAAUGGUUCUCUACACAUGGAAUACCUGAAGUACUUGAAUCAGACAACGGUCCACAGUACAUGUCCAGAGAAUUCAAAGAUUUCCAGAAAGAAUGGCGUUUCAAGCACUCAACAUCCAGUCCUCACCACCCCCAAGGCAAUGGCUUAGCCGAAAGAGCUGUCCAAACUGCAAAAAACCUACUAAGGAAAUGCAGUAUUGAUAAAUCGGAUAUCCAACUUGCUCUAUUAAAUUGGAGAAAUACACCAAGAACAAACAAUCUAGGGUCUCCUAAUCAACGCCUCUACAGUAGAAUAACACGAUCAUUAAUACCUACAAGUGAAAAUAAUCUUAAACCAAAGAUACUUCAAGGGGUCACAUCCGAACUAAAGUACCUACGAAACAAACAAGCCAACCAUAGCAACAAGCAACGUAAGGAGCCAACCAAUUAUGAACUCGACGACAGAAUCAGACACAAAGUCGGUCAUCGUCAAUGGGAAGGAGCGAGAGUGAUAGAAAAACCUAAUAAUCACCCGAGAUCCAUUAUCAUUAAAACUGACAAAGGACAAAUAUUCAGAAGAAACAUUGGACACAUACACAAUACACUAUCAGACCUAUCAAUUGGCAGCAAAGAAGCGGUUCCGGAAACAGUAUAUCCUGACGACUAUCCACAUGCCCAAUCGGACAAACAACCGGAGCUACCUGCAGCAGCUACUACAUCUCAAGAACAAACAACUAUAUCACCAAGGAUUAAUUGCAAAAGCAGCGCUUCAGAAGCACCCGUCAUAACUAGCAGUGAUCAACCGACUACAAGAUGUUCAAGAUUCGGAAGAACCAUCAAACCAGUCGACAGACUAGAUCUAUAGCUCAGCACAAUCAAUGUAAUCAAAUCGUCUUCUCUAAAGAAGGGAAGAUGUAACGUAUAUGCGACCUAAUGUCGAUUCUCAUAUCAUUAAUCUUUGCUGACCACUCUACGAAACAUACUCUAUGACUGCCCCGACAUAUUGUCUACGACGUACAUGUUACACGCAAGUAAAAACUGUGAAUGAUUGUGAAUAACAAAAUAAAAAUGUAAGCCCAA